CCACUUAAUUUUCGAGGCUUUCCAAAUCUAUUGACCUUAAACUUGUAUCGGGUACAUUUUGAAAGCGAUAAAUUUGGGGAGCUUGUCACUUGUUGUCCGUUACUUGAGAUUCUGAUUAUUCACUGCCAUAACGGUCCUUUUCACAAAGUGAAACCAGUUGAUAUAACAAAACUUGAAUAUCUGAAAACGUUAAGUAUGUCAUUAUCUAACCUUGACACAAGGACAUUAACAGGUUCCAGCAUCUUUCAGCUUGUGGGUUCUUUUUCAAAACUUCAGGAAGUUGAUUUGGUUUUUUUAAACUGCAAGUUAUUGGCAGAAGCUGGUGCUAAAAAGAGGGUCACUACCACUUUUCCUUGUCUCCAGACCCUAAGAUUAAGGUCGAUAGAUUGUAAUAAGGAUAUCGAGGUAUCAUUAGUUCUGAAAAUGAUAUGUUGCUCCCCAAAAUUGCAGAAGCUUCUGAUCUUGGGUACAUCCGAAAAUGACGUCCCACCAGUUGCCCCCUGUUCUUCAGAUUUAGACGAUACCACAAUGUCGCAGUCGCAGCUUCAGAGUGUGGUGUUUGCAUGUUCCAAAGGUUCCAAGUUUGAAGUAUAUCUGAUAAAGUCUUUACUUGCUUGUUCUCCCUUGUUAAAGAAGAUUGCCGUUGGGCUCAACUCAUCCUUAGUGGUGGGUGGUGCAGAUGGAAAGCUUCAGUUUGCUGAGAAGUUGUUGAAGCUCCAUCGAGCCUCCCCUGUGGCAGAAAUAGACCUCUUCUAUUUUAGUAAAUGGGAUUCAUCUGUUGCAUAUUUUAAUUGGUGAUUUCUGUAAGUUAUGUAGCUCGGGUAGCACUCUACAUAUGUAAUCUAAGUGAAACUUUUACAUAUGUAGCACUCCAAACUCUGUUGCACUCCUUUUGUUUUAUA
This is a messenger RNA of Erigeron canadensis, 902 nucleotides long. RefSeq lists its product as uncharacterized. Bases 196 to 798 code for a protein of 200 amino acids. The record is from RefSeq and is a predicted model, not a curated record. The transcript has 3 exons. NCBI's taxonomy places the organism in Eukaryota, Viridiplantae, Streptophyta, Magnoliopsida, Asterales, Asteraceae.